Messenger RNA from Symbiodinium necroappetens, 316 nucleotides. The record is from the annotation of a GenBank genome assembly. NCBI's taxonomy places the organism in Eukaryota, Dinophyceae, Suessiales, Symbiodiniaceae.
GACGCCCCCAAGUGGUGCCACUGCCUUGUUCGCGGCCUGCCAUCGGGGCUCCGCAGACGUUGUUCGAGUCUUGCUGGAGGCGAGAGCAGACACAGAAGCAUGCACUGCGGGUGACACCACACCGCUCAUGCAGGCCUUGAAGCGCGGACACUUGGACAUAGUCCAACUGCUGGUUCAAGCCGGCGCUGCCACGCAUGGAAAGAACCGGGCUGGGGUCACGCCCCUUUUCCUGGCCUGCUAUCGAGGGCUGAUGGAAGCUGCGCGCGUGCUGGUGGAGGCUGGAACGAAGGAGCGGGUCUAUUCAGCGGAGGAUUUG